CAGAUAUAGUGAAUGCAGGGUCCGGGGUGACCAGAUAUAGUGAAUGCAGGGAGACCAGAUAUAGUGAAUGCAGGAUAUAGUGAAUGCAGGGUCCGGGGAGACCAGAUAUAGUGAAUGCAGGGUCCGGGGAGACCAGAUAUAGUGAAUGCAGGGUCCGGGGAGACCAGAUAUAGUGAAUGCAGGGUCCGGGGAGACCAUAUAUAGUGAAUGCAGGGUCCGGGGAGACCAUAUAUAGUGAAUGCAGGGUCCGGGGGAGACCAGAUAUAGUGAAUGCAGGGAGACCAGAUAUAGUGAAUGCAGGGAGACCAGAUAUAGUGAAUGCAGGGAGACCAGACAUCGUGAAUGCAGGGUCCGGG
Messenger RNA from Staurois parvus, 356 nucleotides. The record is from the annotation of a GenBank genome assembly. NCBI's taxonomy places the organism in Eukaryota, Metazoa, Chordata, Amphibia, Anura, Ranidae.